AUGCAACGACAAGCAGAGAUCCUCGCAACCAUCAGUGGAGACGAAGCAAGAGACGAAGCAGAUAACAGGAGAAUACCACUGGAGCUAGCUAUGAUCGACUAUGACUCUCGUCCCUCUCGUACGCCCUCGUGUUCGGUGGCAGACUGGGCCAUAUCAGAGGCCUUGCCUUUUCCUCCCUUCACAGUGGAUGUUGUGUCGGACGCCUCGCUGGGCGCCAAACACCCAGAAAAUCCCCUUGAGCAUAUUGACAAGCAGGUACAUUUCGUUUCUGGAUUUCAGAAACUCGCGGCACAGAGGCGCAAGGUGCGACGGCUCAGGGUACGAGCAAGGGACGGGCGAGGUCAACUAAAAGCUACGCGCCACCGCCUCCAUGGUGCCCUGCAGCGCUUUUUCAAGACCAUCGAAGCACAUCCCUUUGGUUUGGACAGUGAUCCCACACUCAUGAAGGAUUUGGAGACAGCAGAAGUGGCCUGCGACGAACUCAACUCCGAGGACAUUGCUCAGGACAUUGUAGAAAGUGAUCUUCUACCAGAAGAAUGGGAAUUAGAAGACUCGGAACGGAGACUGUACGAAGCCGUACUUGGUCCAUCAGCUUCGGACGAGGAAGAUGACCUGGAUAUCGAUCUUGGAACGACGGUUCCACCGGAUCGUCGCCCUACGAAAGCCCAUGUAGACAGAACAUAUUUACCGGGACCCGAUGAGGCGACGGCAGACGAACGAUUGUUGGCACUGGUGGAGGAAAGGCGACACUUGAAGGAGAGUCUCGAGAACCAGGAAAAGGAGUACACAGCCCUAUCGAAAGAUAUGGAGAUGAGAAUGGCAGCGGGUGUUCCCAUUGACAUCUUCUCGCGUAACACUCUGGAAGACUUUGGUGAGCGGCGUGGCCAACUGCUGAAACAUAUUGCCAGGUUGAGCUUUCAGAUCAGCGAGCUCGAGGCUAUGAGCUCGGAAGCAUCGCUCCAUGAUUCGAGGCAAUCAAAUGUUCUAUUUGGUCUCCAUCAGUUCCAUGACCUGGAAACUCGGAAAUACAUACAGGCUCCCAAAGAUGGCGACUCUCCAAUCUUGCAGCUUUACGACGACGACGAUGGCGGACGCAAGGCUGACAUGGACUCUUUCUUAGGUCAACCCCUCCUGGAACAACUGGAGCGUAUGGACGGUCUACAGGAGCAAAAUCCUGUUCCUGCCAUCGUCCCUUACUCGUCCUUGAUGUGGGAAGUGGAUGACGAGCUCUUGGACAAUUUGACAAAUUAUGUCUCUCUCUGGAUCCUCGGAUGUAUACAGUCCUCUUGGUGGUCGUUCACUCGCUUGGCAGCCUGGGUAGACACUGCAGGCAAAUUUACUGUUCAAGCAACUACGGAACUGGUGAAGGCGACAUGGUUCGAGGAUGGAGCAGGCCUGUCUUCUUCGUUUGUCUGGAGCGAAGACCCAAGGAGUUCGAUCGUUUCCGAACAUCAUAUGGACGCGACCCUGACUCCGACAUCUGGUACAGUAGGAAUGUGGGAGCCUCUAUGGCAGGUCGAUGGACCAGAACGUCGGCACACCUCAGGCUACUCCGGUGGGAAGUCUCACCAACAAAGAGUGCCGAGCCAUAGUCACCCUGGCACAGGCCGAGUCGAGCGAGACCCUCCAGUACCAAGUGAUAGUGUCUGGUUGGCUCCGUGA
Molecule: messenger RNA, 1662 nt
Organism: Cladophialophora carrionii CBS 160.54
Lineage: Eukaryota; Fungi; Ascomycota; Eurotiomycetes; Chaetothyriales; Herpotrichiellaceae
Exons: 1
Coding region: 1-1662 (553 amino acids)
Source: RefSeq, a predicted model, not a curated record